Messenger RNA from Echinops telfairi (small Madagascar hedgehog), 234 nucleotides. Its product is annotated as small nuclear ribonucleoprotein G-like. Gene Ontology annotation, molecular function: RNA binding. The transcript has a single exon. Gene Ontology annotation, cellular component: U2 snRNP; catalytic step 2 spliceosome; SMN-Sm protein complex. The record is from RefSeq and is a predicted model, not a curated record. Bases 1 to 234 code for a protein of 77 amino acids. Lineage: Eukaryota; Metazoa; Chordata; Mammalia; Afrosoricida; Tenrecidae. Gene Ontology annotation, biological process: spliceosomal snRNP assembly; mRNA splicing, via spliceosome.
AUGAGCAAAGCUCCUCCGCCCGAGUUGAAAAGAUUUAUGGACAAGGAGUUAUCAUUGAAAUUAAAUGGUGGCAGGCAUGUCCAAGGGAUACUUCGGGGAUUUGAUCCCUUUAUGAAUCUUGUGAUAGAUGAAUGUGUGGAGAUGGCAACUAGUGGACAAGGGAACAAUAUUGGAAUGGUGGUGAUAAGAGGCAAUAGUAUCAUCAUGUUAGAAGCCUUGGAGCGAAUACAAUAA